AUGGCUAAAGGCAACCAACUAGCAAUUUUCCUCUGUUUCUUUGCAUGCAUCUCCCUGGUUGCCUCAACCAGCACAGAAGAAAUAAGACAAGCAGAAAAACAUGGCCGGCUAACACAAGCCCAACAAUGCCGUAUCCAGCACAUCUCCGCCAAACAACCGUCGCAAAAGAUCGAAAACGAGGGCGGUUUGAUCGAGAUUUGGGAACAGAAUGACGACAUGUUCCAAUGCUCCGGCGUAGCAUCCUUUCGGUACACCAUAAGGAGCAAUGGACUCUCUUUACCUCAGUAUCACUCAUCCCCACGUCUCGUAUUCGUCGAAAGAGGUGAAGGAUUGGUCGGCUUAAACUUCCCUGGAUGCGCAGAGACUUUCCAAUCAGGGUCGGAUUCCCACCAGAAGGUUCAUCGUAUCCGCAAAGGAGACCUCUUCGCCAUCCCUCAGGGUGUGGCUUAUUGGAUCUUUAACGACUGUAGUGAUGACCUAGUUACCGUUGCUGUUAACGACCUCAGCCAAAUCGGAAACCAGCUCGACCACCAAUUCAGGGCAUUCUAUAUGGCCGGCGGAGAGACCGAGACAUCCGAGAAAUACUUCCAAAACCUUUUCCAACAUUUCGACACGGAGUUGAUCGCCGAAUCCCUCAGCAUGCCUGUGGAGGUUAUGCGUAAGAUACAGGAAGGAGACCAGACUAGGAAAGGAUACAUCGUGACCGUCCGCAAGGGGAUGAGCAUUAUCAGGCCCGACGAGAGGGAACAAGGGGAGUGGAGCCCAAGAGGAAACGGGAUCGAAGAGAACAGCUGGUGUAGCAUGGAGAUCCGACACAACAUGGAGUCCCGACAAGAAUCCGAUGUCUAUUCACGACAAGGAGGCCGAGCCUACUCUGUCAACCAAAACAAACUUCCUAUCCUCCGCUUACUCGAUAUGAGCGCUGCCAAAUUACAAGUCUUCCCCAACGCUAUAUACAGUCCAAGUUGGAACGUGAACGGGCAUACGGUUGUGUACGUGACCAAGGGUGAGGCCGAGGUGCAGAUUGUGGACCAGAGCGGGCAGACCAUGAUGAACGAACGUGUUCGGGAAGGAGACAUGUUUGUGAUCCCACAGUUCUUCGUGGCGACAAGUAGAGCAGGGGAGAAUGGAUUCGAGUCGGUAGCAUUCAAGACGACAAGCGUGUCUAUGAAGAGCCAGUUGGCCGGAUACACUUCGGUUAUGAGAGGCAUGCCUAUCCAAGUUAUCGAAAACAUCUACAAGGUGUCUCCUAGUCAAGCUAAGGAUCUCAAGUUUAACACCGGUAGCCAGAGCUUGUUCAUGUCUUCUUCAAGGACCACAGGCUUCUCUUCUUAAGCAAGUUUUUGUACUAUGAUCAACA
Impatiens glandulifera is the source of this 1360-nucleotide messenger RNA. RefSeq names its product 11S globulin seed storage protein 2-like. Bases 1 to 1335 code for a protein of 444 amino acids. Gene Ontology annotation, molecular function: nutrient reservoir activity. The record is from RefSeq and is a predicted model, not a curated record. Lineage: Eukaryota; Viridiplantae; Streptophyta; Magnoliopsida; Ericales; Balsaminaceae. The transcript is spliced from 3 exons.